AUGCCUCGUUCUCGGAAGAGUAAGCUCUGUGCCCUUGGGAAGAACCAGCGUGUCCCAGCUGAAACCUGCGUUUCCAGGGGUGCUCAAGCAUAUGCAGUAGAGGAGGAAGUGUCUCCUUUGUCUCCUCCUUUAGAGGAUACUCCUGAGGACUCCCCUGGUGCUGCCAUGAUGGAGGAGUUAGGGAGCAUCCCAGCCAUCACCAUUCCUCCUGCUGAUGGAGAUGCCAAGAGCCAAGAUGAGGAAAUGCCAGGCCCCUCUCAGCCAUCAUCCUUCACUGAUCUCCCAAGAAAAGAUCCACUAACCAGGAAGGCCAGCAUGCUGGUGCAGUACAUGCUGCACAAUUACAAGAAAAACGAGCCCAUUUUGAAGGAAAACCUGCUCAAGACUGUCGACAAAAAGUACCAGGAGCACUUCUCUGAGAUCAUGAGAAGGGCCACCAACUCUCGACCGAGUUUGAAUAGUGAAGGGGUUUUAAGUAGUCGUAUGGGUGUGCCCAUGACUGACUUCUUGAUGAUUCUGCUGGGUAUGAUCUUUGUAAAUGGUAACAGGGCCCCCGAGGAAGAAGUCUGGGAAUUCCUCAAGGUGUUAGAGGUGUAUCCUGGGAGGAGAUACUCCAUCUUUGGGGAACCUAGGAAGAUUAUCACUAAAGAUUUGGUGGAGGAAAAGUACAUUGUGUAUCAGCAGGUACCCAACAGUGACCCUCCAAAGUAUGAAUCCCUGUGGGGUCUGAGGGCAUAUGCCGAAACCAGCAAGAUGAAAGUCCUGGAGGUUUUGGCUAAGAUUAAUGAUACUGUGCCCAGUACCUUUCGUUCUCUGUAUGAAGAAGUACUGAGAGAGGAGGAAGAGAGAGCUCAAGCCAGAACUGCAGCCAGGGCAACAAAUCCUGAGGCCUGA
Molecule: messenger RNA, 894 nt
Organism: Elephantulus edwardii (Cape elephant shrew)
Lineage: Eukaryota; Metazoa; Chordata; Mammalia; Macroscelidea; Macroscelididae
Product: melanoma-associated antigen B4-like
Exons: 2
Coding region: 1-894 (297 amino acids)
Biological process (GO): negative regulation of transcription by RNA polymerase II
Cellular component (GO): nucleus
Source: RefSeq, a predicted model, not a curated record